Schistocerca gregaria is the source of this 9099-nucleotide messenger RNA. Its product is annotated as oxysterol-binding protein-related protein 1-like. The transcript is spliced from 26 exons. The record is from RefSeq and is a predicted model, not a curated record. Gene Ontology annotation, molecular function: protein binding; sterol binding. Bases 299 to 3394 code for a protein of 1031 amino acids. Gene Ontology annotation, cellular component: intracellular membrane-bounded organelle; cytosol; membrane. NCBI's taxonomy places the organism in Eukaryota, Metazoa, Arthropoda, Insecta, Orthoptera, Acrididae.
UCAUCAGAGGGGCAUGUGUUUAUUUAUUGGGGUUUACGGUGGUUUGAUGGAUGACAACUUCGUUGGGCUUCACUGUUUAUUUCUAUAUCGCUUGGUUUUGCAGUCCACAACGCAAAAAGUAACGCCGAGUGAAGUAGUGCCCACUAACACAUCAGAUAAGCAGACAAGGUGAUGCAGGCAGAUGUCCAGUUCUUCUGCAGUCAUUGUUAACCUCACUUAAUGACAAGUGAUACAGUUACUAGUACUGCAUUUUGUCGUAGAUGCUUCCAUAUGAUGAUAUGACUGAUAGACCCUUAAAAUGUCCAAUGAAGGGCCAGAAAUGGAGCUGCAAGAGAUACUGUUGUAUAGUUCCAGGCAUGGUGAUUCUGUAAUGGUACAGGAGCUUCUUGUAGCACGCAAAGAUGGAAAGAUUAGAUUGGACAUAAGCUGCAAGGGAAAGAGCAAAAGUAAUUUAGGUUGGACACCUUUACACCUUUCUACAUACUUUGGCCAUAAAGAUGUGGUUGAACUUCUCUUGACCCAUGGUGCGGAUAUCAAUGCUGUUAAUGAUGUUGGAGAUACGGCAUUGCACAAAGCAGCAUUCACUGGCAGAGAGGACAUUGUUGUUCUCCUGUUACAAAACAAUGCAAAAGUUGAUGUAAUAAAUGGAGAAGGCCAAACACCAAGAGACUUGGCCAAAAAUGAAGAUGUUGCAAAACUGCUUUGGGCUGCAGAAAAAACAGACAUGCGCCACAAAGAGGAAAGGCUCCUUGCAGCAGCGAGAGAAGGGGACCUAAACACUUUGAACAUUUUGUUGAAAGAUGAGAGGCCACCAAGUAUAAAUUGUGUAGAUGCACAAGGAAAUUCUUGUCUUCAUUGUGCGGCAUAUAGAGGGCACAAGGAGGCAGCAGUACUUUUAUUACAGAAUGGCAUUGACACCACAAUUCAGAAUACUCGAGGACAAACUGCUGUUAAUUUAGCAAGGGAUCCACAUAUGCAACAAGUUCUGUGUGUCCGACCAGUACGUCAACUUCAAAAGUCUGCUGCACGUUUUGAAGGACAACUUCUUAAGCGAUCACGAUUUCUUGGUUGGAAGCCAAUGUGGGCUGUGCUGGAACGUGGGGUUCUUACAUAUUUCAAUAGCAGAGCUGAUGCUUCCACAGGAUUUAAGAGAAAGGACUUUAAGUAUCUUGAUGGUGCAAACAUUUUACCACUUGACUGUGAUAAUUCAUCAUUUGUAGUGCAUUUCUCAGAUGGAGCAGUCCAUCGACUUAGUGUUGUAAAUUAUGGAGAAACUACAGGACAGAUAAGCAGACAGAAAUGGAUCAAUGCAUUUUCAGAACAUGCAGAAUUCAGCACACACUACUUAAGUCAAGGUCAUAUUAAACAUGACAGUGAUGAAGAGGAUGACAACAUUAAACCGCUUGGGUCCAUGCAGGAUGCUCUGCAGACUGCUGCUGCCCAUCAUCAGGUAUUAGAAAAACAACUUAGAGACAGCACAGCUGUAGUUGAAGUCUUGAGUAAUAAUAGUCUUGCAUCUGACACAAUUACAGGAGCUGCUAUAAGAAGAUUCCAGGCUUUGUCUGACACUGCUGGUGACAUGCUCUCUUCCCUUGGGCAUUGUCUCUCUCUGUUUCAGCAACAGGAAGAGGUAAGAAUACUGCAGUUGAAACAAGAACAGGAGAAAUGCCGAGUUCUAGAAGAAGCCCUUAAUGUGCUGGCAAAAGAGCACCAUGAGCUGGAGCAAUCAAUGGCAUCACAUCUGUCAAACCCUUCACUCCAUAACAUGGUGGAUGGUCCAACUCCAAGGAGAAGUCCUCGUUUUUAUGACACAUCUGAUGAUGAGUUUUAUGAUGCAUUUGAAGCAGAUUCAGAUAGUGAUACUAUCGUGACGGCAGCAUCACCUACCUCUGAUAGUGACACGCUUGUGAGCUUUCCUUCACCUGCUUCCUCCUGUGCCACUUUGGUUUCGGCAGGGGGGCAUGCUUACCAUUGCGCUAGAGAUCUUCCAUAUGACACUGUGGAGAAGAAAACUGUUAGUAGACAAUGUUUGCCUGUCCCAAUGUUCAGUCGAAAUGAUUUUUCAUUGUGGUCUGUGCUGAAGAACUGCAUUGGAAAAGAACUAAGCAAGAUAACAAUGCCAGUGAUUUUUAACGAGCCUCUCAGCUUUUUGCAGCGGAUGGUUGAGUAUAUGGAAUAUGCUCACCUCCUACAACGGGCAUCUGAGGCAACUGAUCCAGUUUCUCGUAUGCAGUAUGUGGCAGCGUUUGCUGUAAGUGCACUUGCGUCUAAUUGGGAACGUCUGGGCAAACCAUUCAAUCCACUGCUUGGUGAAACAUACGAGUUGGAGAGAGAUGGAUACAGAGUGAUCUGUGAGCAAGUUAGUCACCAUCCUCCAGUCUCUGCCUUUCAUGCAGAUUCUAAGGAUUUCAUUUUUCAUGGUUCCAUACAUCCUAAACUAAAAUUCUGGGGAAAAAGUGUUGAAAUCCAGCCGAAAGGUGUUGUUACUGUAGAAUUGCCUAGGUGGGGUGAGGCAUAUACAUGGACCAAUGUGAACUGCUGUGUCCACAACAUUAUUGUUGGAAAACUUUGGAUGGAACAGUAUGGAACGAUGGAAGUUGUAAAUCAUUCAACUGGUCAUCGUGCAAUUUUAACUUUCAAGCCAGCAGGGUGGUUAUCCAAAGAUCUCCACAGAGUGGAGGGCUUUAUCAUGGACAAAAACAAGAAGAAAAUACAUUUCCUUUAUGGAAAGUGGACGGAAUUCAUUCGCUGUACAGAUAUAAGCUCUUAUGAUGAUUAUAUGAAAGAAAAUGCUCACAAAUUCAGAAGAGAUGGCGAUAAAGGAAAGGGAUCUACACCUACAGAUAGCCCAUCAAAUACUCCAAAAAAAGUUUUAGCUAAGCUCAACAGUUUAAAAGUUGGACCAUUUAAGAGCAACUCACAGUCUGAGGCAAGCUUUAGUGCUGAUGAUGGAUGUCCAAUACCUGAACCAGUGGAUGGUGAUAUUCCAAAAUGUGAUUCCACCUACUCCAUUGAUAUUCCCAAUUCAGUAACCAUGUGGGAGGCUGACCCACGACCAGAAAACGCAGCAGAUUACUACCAGUUCACUUUGUUUGCCAUGUCCUUGAAUGAAAUGGAAGAAGGAAUGAGGGAGAAACUGUGUCCCACUGACUGCAGAUUACGACCAGAUAUACGGAAACUUGAAGAAGGAGAUAUAGAUGGUGCUGCAGCAGAAAAAACUAGACUGGAAGAAAAGCAGAGAGAUGCCAGGAAAGCUAGAAAAGGAAAGAAAGCUGUUGACUGGGCGCCAAGAUGGUUCACCCAAGGAACAAAUCCAUAUACUAAACAAGAAGACUGGUUGUAUAGUGGGGGAUACUGGGAUCGUAAUUUUACUCAUAUUCCAGAUAUUUUUUAAACAGUACAGAAUACCAUAAGCAUGCUUCCUGAUGGACACCACAAUGAAAAUUAAAAAACAGAAUUACACCUGAGAGUUAACAGACUACUGAUAAUUUGUGAGUGUGCCUAAUGAAUGAAAGAGGUGGGACCAUUAAUGUAGUAGUCUUCCAGGUAUACUCUCUGCCUGGUAACUGGUGUGUUCCCAUUCAAAUUGCUCCCGAAUAUUUGUAUGUGGUGAUGGUGAAGACAAAAUGAUAAUGAGUUGACAUUGUAAAUUAUUGUGAACUGUCAUAAAAGUCUAUGUUUUGUUGACUUAUAGUGUAUAUGUGUCUUAUAGUAUGCAGCUGUUAAUAUGGAAUGCAGUUUGUACUAUAUUAUUAAUCAGUUAUGCAUAACACAAAAUGCACAUGAAAAUUUGAUUGUGAUAUUACAACAUCUUAUGUUCACUAGUAUGACAGUGAUAGUGCUCAGUUGCAGGCCAUUUAUUUUGCAUGACAUGGUUUUGGUAGCUGCAUUCUUCAUCAUUUGUGAUGAUCCCUCUUCCUCAGGCAGAUUGUAUUGUGACCUAAUUUCACUCUGUUAAUUAUCUUCAGUUAUUCAGUUGGUGUAAGGUUUCUUUCAGAUAGCUGUGAUGCUGAAGUAUGGAAUAUUCUGAAGUUGUUAGAGUUUUGACAUAAUGUUAUAUUAGAACAUUACAAAUGGUGACAUGUGAGUUGUUUGGAUUUAUAAGGUUGUGUGAAAAAACGUACCACUAUUAUUUGUAAUCAGAUGGAGGGUAACCAAUCAGUAAUUCGUACUUGUAUAUGCUUUAUUUCAAUAUCCUUUACAAGAGUUAGUGUAAAAACAGAACAUUUGUUUUCUAUGUAGGAUGUGUUGUAUGUAUGUUAUGUUUUAAAUGUGUUUACUUUCCUGUAUAUGGAAAUAUCUUAUUCUUAAGAAGAAGAAAGUACUGAAUGUGGGUGGAUAGAUCGGUUUGUUAUUCUUACAUGUUUGUUAAUACUCACUGUUGUAGACAACCUCUGUAAUGCAGUUUGAUUUCUGUUAAUAUAUAUUCAUUGAAUUCUUCACUGUCAGCUCUAAAGCAUUAUAUUUACUUGAUAACUGUUUGUAAAUGUGUGUCAUAAAAAAAAAAAUAUAGUAGGUUUGAGUAAUAGAAAUCAGAGGUUGUAAAUUAGAUAUACUGGUAAAUAUGGUUGUGUGUGGUGCUAAUACCACUUUUGGCACUGGCUUUGUCCAGUCGUAGUAGCUAAGUAUCAAAUGUGUGGCAUAGUCUUGCAGCUACAUAAACACAAUACACACUAAGUCUAAAUACAUGUACAAAAGCUCAGCAGUGUCACUAAUAAUAUCAGUCAUUAUUGUAGUAAGAUGUGAGAACAUUAUUAUUGUUCUAACAAGACUCAAAAGAUAUGCAGUUUUAGUACAGUUAGUUCGUGUUGCAUUUGUAAAUGUGCAGGUAGUCACAUUAAUCUGACACUGAUGUUUAGCUAGUCCAUUAAAUUUACAACUGGCCUAUUGUGACUGUGUAUCAGAACAAUCUUAGAGGAACAUUUGUAUCAUUAGUAUGUGUUACUAUUUCUCAACUGAAUUUUAUUUUGUACAUGCAGUGCAACACAUUUUGCUUUAAGUUAAAGAAAUGUAUUAAGUAACUUUGCAAUUUAUAGAUCUUGAGCAACAGAAGAUUGAAAUGCUUUUGCUGUGAAGUUAAGUCUAGCACACUACUGUAUUGUGGUAGUGUAAUACUUAGUACUGUGCAUAUAAAAUGUGUGUAAUUUGAUGAUGGUUACCCAUAGGUUGCUAAACUGGUACAAACAGAUACUGUCGUAGUGUCGUUCCAAACUGACUAGCAUUAUAUGUACACAAAACUGUUACAAAUCUGUCAAUUUGUGUGUAUUACAAUAUUGUUGUAUUAAUUGACAGUACAAAGUUACAGAUCAUAGUUACUGAUACUCAAUAGUAAGUUUUUGUGCACUAGCUGGAACAAUUAGAAUAAGGAAAUAUGCAGCUAUUUUAUACUGUGUUACAAGCCAUAUAACUAAUUAUUUUCAUAAACUACUGCCAUUGUUUCGAGCAGAAUAGAAGCAACACGGCGUGUGAAGUGAUUCAGUAAGUAACUUAGCUAAAUACUAACUCUAUUUUUCAUCCCAUCUCUUUCCAAAGUAAUUUACCAUUUAAUAAAAUAUUAUACUAAUAGGGAUCAGAGUCUCUAAAUCCACACUGUCGCACCCACUCCCGAAUUUCCUGUGCCCGUAUCCUUCGUCUGCAAACUCAUCUCCCCCUCCCCUGCACACACCUCUUUCUUUGUUAGUCUUUGAUACUUGACAAAUUCUAAUUGCUGGGGGCCAUACCUUUGUCAUUUUCAGUUUUUGUUCUCCUCUUCUUGAGCCUUAUGAGCAGGUAUCUGACUUGGGAGAAGCACUGUUUUGUAUUUUUGUGUCAUUUCUUUACAGACUUCAUGACAUAGAUAUUUGGACCUUGAAUAAUGCAUCUUUAGGCAAAAUUCAACUUGUUUAACAUCACAGCAAGAGGUAGCAUUCUGAUCUAUGGAACAACCAGUUAACUAAUUAAUCAUAUACUGACGUGGUGCUGAUAACAACACAGGCAGUAUUCCCAAAAACUAUAUGCUUUGUUUUAUGCAGGUUGUUGUAGUAUCUGGUCAUAAUUCAUUGAUUCGGUGAGUAACAUUUAUUUUCUUGUGCCUCACUUUAUAUGCAGGUGUUGAUUUAGGGAGCCUUUGAGAAAUAACAUUUAAGUCUCAGUGCACUAUGAACUUACAAAGUAUAGGGAAAUGUUGACUGCAGGAAAGUCAUUAGUAUUAACUCACUUCCUGUACUAUUUCUUUGAGUGAUAGUCCCACUAAUUAUUUAGUUGUUCUGAUUAAAUAUUCAAUUUAUUUUACUAUCCAAGUUAAAUUGCUGCUCAGACUUCCACAUAAUGUGUAUAGGUGGUUCCUCACUUUCCUUCCAAGAAUCUCUCUAAAACAAAAACUUGAAUGCUGAUCUUAAUGUGUCACUUACACAAUAUCCAUAAAUGUGCUAUUUGGUGAUAGAUACACAGAGAGAGAGAGUGUGUGUGUGUGUGUGUGAAUGAAUAUAAAAUUAAGCAAUGCAUCAAAUUAUUCAAAAGAAUUCUCCUAUGUAACUUAUUGUUGAACACAACUAAUAUCAAAAUAAGAGUAGUAUUUUGGUAAGCUUUUGUGCAGGUACAUUAAAGAUUCAGUUUUUACAUAAAUGUUAGAAUGCAUUUAUACUUAAUAAAUAGUUUUAUUGCGACAAAUACUUCUGUCUGUGGACUUUGUUGAGAAUCAGAGUGAAAUAUUGGCCAUUGAGAUUUCUAAGAAUUGGCAAUACUUUCUUUUUAUAAAGAUCAUAUUGUAGAUGCAGUCUCUCUGCAAUCGUGUAAUUAUUUUUAAUAAAGACUGUUUUCACUAGCAGGUUAUUUCUGUCUGGAAUAGUAUUUAUAAUUUUUCCAUAAAGGCUAGUAACAGCACUUGUAUGAACUACAAGCUUAAACAAGAAAAAACCGACAUAAGCAAUAAUUGGAGUCAAAUACUUGAUGAGACUACAACUGAGUACAAAAGAUUUGUCAGCCACUUCUAAUGUAACUACUGAUUUUGUAGCGGAGACGCUGAGUCACAGAUAGGCACAACCAAAAGACUCUCACAAUUAAAGCUUCCGGCCAUUGACCUUCAUCAACAAUAGACACACACACACGCAAACGCAUGUGUGUUUGCAUGAUACCCCCCCCCCCUUCCCCCCCCUCCACACCCACACACACAACACAUGCACACUUGUGCAAAUGCAACUCAAAGCUUUAAUUGUGAGAGUCUUUCUGUUGUGCCUCUCUGCAACUCAGCAUCUCCGCUAUACAGUGAAUAGCAACUUUCUUUCUCAUAAUAUUGUUACAUUCCAUCCUGGAUUUUCCAUUGUUUGGUUUUGUAACUACUGGUUGUUAUUUUUUAUAUGUUAUACUGACUGUGGUAGAUGCUACGUUAAAACAGUAAUUUCAUUUUAGCAAAUAAGUUAUAUUGUGUUCAUGUUCAGGUGACCUCUCCAAUUUUUCAAAAUUAAAUUCAUUGCAUGUAAAAGAACAUUAUGUCAUUAAAAAAAAGCAAUUAUUUGGCUGCACUGGCAUACAGUUCUUUUCUCUUUUCCUUUAGUUAUCUAUUGAAAAUCUCCAACCAAUUCCCUGCACCAUUUAUUUGAGAACAUUUCAAACAAAUAUUAAAGUCAAUUAAUCAAGUGAGAUGUGUGAAAUUACUUCAGUGCUGUUUUGUAAAAUAUAUUUUGAAAAUUACUUGUCUCAAUCUGAUUUGCAGACAGCAUAGGAUGUAACACUUGUCCACCUCUUAGUUUAGCUGUUAUUCUAACUCUGAAAGUUAAGUUUUCUUAAGGACUUUUCAUUCAUAUCUAUGCAAUUUAUGUACUGUAGCAACUAGACUGUGUGUUAGAUCAGUUGCAGACAUCAUGUGUGGGGUUUUAAUAGCCCUCAAGAGAUGUCUCUUUCGUCAAGGAGGCGGCACAUUAAAUUUCACAGUUGGAGAUAAAUUGUAGAUCUCACACAUUUGUUGUGUCAUUAUAUGUUUUCCACCAAUAUGGUUUGUAAUAUAUACUUUGAGUUUCUAUAUUUUAACUAUUUUCUCUAGACAUAGAUGCGCAGUUUUAUUAUGUUUAUUGGUCUACGGUGAAGACUGGCCAUCUAAAUUUUCUUUUUUAUUUUAUGUAUGUCAAUAUCACUGGCACAAAUAUCUCAAAAAAUAUCUAACCUUUUCUUGUGUGAUUUACAACCGAAUUUUAAUACUGAUCUGAAAUAAAUAAUUUCAUAGAUUCUAGUUUAAUAAUUAUGAAUUCAUCAGAUUUUUUAAAAUAAUUUAUCAACUCCAACUCUGAAAUUAAAAACAUCUUGAAAAGACCAGAGGCCAAAACGUUAGGUUCAAAAUGUUUGUGGGAAGCUCAUAGCUCAGAAAGUUACAUGAACUUUGGUACACUGUUGACAAAUUUUUGUAUUGCUGAGGUGAAAUGAAGAAACAUUCUGGAGAUUCAAAGAUAAUUUUAUAUUCAAUAGUAAUAGUUAGAUGUUGAUGUGCAGUGAUGGAAUUAUCUACAGCCAUUUUUCAGUUGUGCUAGGUUUUUUGUGGAAGAAAUUUUAUUAAUUCAAAAAACACUUUUUGAAUUGUUAGACUGUAUACAUUUCAUUACUGUGUCUACACAUUCCCAUGUUUCUAACAUUCUUUACACUUGUAAAUUAGCCUUAUUACUUUUUGCAGGUUAAGGUAGUCUUGCCUUUUUAUUUGAUAUUACUUUUUUUUAUAUUGUCUAAAUGAUAAAGUAGCAACAACUUUUCCAUACAUGUCACCAGGCAAACUUUUCUGUAAUGUAUAGGCAAAUUGUAUAAUCUGUGCACAAUUUUUGUGGCAGAAAGAAUUGUCAAUCUAAAGAACAGAAAAUACACUGAGAUUAAGUGAUAAAUAGGAAAAAAAUUAUUUGAAAUAUGGGCUGCUAAAGAUGUGGUUAUUGUGUAAUAUGACCAUAAUCAGCAGAAAGUGCUUCUCCUCAUGUAUGAAUUUGUGUAAAUUUAGGGAAAAUUGUACAAAGUAGUGUCAGUUUUGUAGUAUCAAAGUGCUUGUUAAUGCAGUUUAUAUUCUUAUUAAAAUGAAGAUGUUAUGUACAUAUCUGUUAUUGAAGUUUAAGUUGACAAGAACAGAGCAAUAAAGUACUGUAAUGGAAA